AGUCGCACCACAGCUAUUCCGGCCUAAAAGAAAAUGUUUAAGAAUGUCUUCGCGUGUUUUGAGGAAGCUACAGGGUGACAAGGAACUAGAAAUUUUGCAUAAUGAAGAAGAGGAAGAAGAUGAAUUGAACUUCACGUCGGCUAAGUCAAAAAAGAAACAGAAAGUCGCAGUUAAUCCUUUUGAUUUGGUAAGUAAAAUACCGGAUGCCGGUUCUAUAAACUGCACCAGUUGCAUGCGCAGACUUUGUUGUGACGUGUAUGUUUACAGCGUGUCUGUCUUAGUUAAAUGUAGAUGAUGAACAAUCAGCUGAAGAUUCUCAGGAUGAUCAAGAAGAAGAAAAUCUGAAGGAAACCGCUGAAAAUUGUGUAGCAGAAGAGAAACCAAGUUCAACAGAGCCUGCUGAAAAACAAGGUGCCAAAAAGAAGAGAAAGAAAAAGAAAAAGAAAGGGAAGGGUGAAACUGAAAAUGGGAAAGUUACCAAUGUGAGUGUGAUAAUCUUCAGUACAAAGGAUGCAUUUUUGGGGGAGAAUCCGAAAGUGGACUUUUGGAUUCAGAAAUCCAGAUUUGGAUUUUCCAAAAAAAAUGCACCCAAAAUUUAAACUAUCAAUUUUCCUAAUGAAUGUGGACAUUUCAUGUAAAUGACAUUUUGAUUAAAUUUCGGUGGGAACACUUCAUUCUGAAAGUGUCUGUGUACAGCUAUUUCAAUUAAGGUUGUCAGAUUUUACGGUCUCAAGCCUACACGACAGGACUGCAAGAUCAUGCAUGUGGGUAGAUAUAAAUCCUUAAAAAUUUGAUCACAUUAUUAUUUCACAGUUGUUACUGCCAUGGAAUGGGAUAAAGGUCACAAACAUUUACAUUAUAUUUUUUUAAUUUCGUCAGAUUAUCCAUAUUGCUUUGCAGUUUCAUCCCAAAUUAAUGCUUUCCAUGAUCUAACAACAUUAAUAAAAUUAAGAAAUAGCUGCGAGACAAUAUGUAUGUUGUGGUUCAAUUUUAUCCUUGGUUUAAGUUUUAUUUUCUUUUGUUUCAAACUCAUUAUCGUACAUUACCAUACCCAGAAACAAAAGAAAAUAAAAUUUAAACCAAGGAUAAAAUUGAACCACAACAUAUAUAUUGUUUUUGAGGGAAAUUGUUUCCAGUACCAGAUCCAUCCCCACUAAGGCAGUAAAAAACAGUGUUGAUAAAACAUGGCCUUACACUCUUACACUCAAUAGAAAUGAACAAUCCAUUUUGUUGAAAGUUGCCAUUCUUUUUCUACAGGUGCUUGUUUGAGUUAAUUCUUAAAUUUCAUAAUGUGAAGUAAACCUUAUUUUUUAUAUUUAGAAUGGAAAGAACAGCACUGAUUGUGCCAAAAACAAAGAAGUGAAAAACUCACAGGAAACAGAAAAACAAGUAGAAAUGCCUGGUGAGAAAAAAUAUGUAAUUUAUAGAAAACAUAAUUUAUAAAAGCUAGGACGUAGUAUCUUAUCCCACAAAGGGGGCGGGGGACUUCCUAUUUUGCGCAAAAGGAAAUGUGCCAUUUCUUUUGUUAUCCUGUUUAGGGCAAGAAACAAUUUUCUAUGGUCCCUCUUAAUAGUGAGGCCCAAAUAUUUCACCCUACUCAACGUUAGGAACAAGGAAUAUAAUAUAAAAUAAAUAGAUGAUAUAACAUGGUCGUGCCGAGAUAUGAAAUUUCUCUUCGAGUGUUGAAAAAUAUUUCAUUCCUUCGCCGUGUCACUCGUGAAAUAUUUUUUCAACACGAGAAGAGAAAUUUCGUAUCUCCAAGCGACCAUGUAAUGUUCUAUUUAUUAUAUAAACACCAAUGAAAUACCAAACCAGUUUACUUAAAUACUUUUUUUGGUCUUAAAAGUGCGGUUUAUUAUGAAGCCAUGGCAACAGUGAUAUUUUCACAUGUGAAGAUAUCAAGUUUUCGCGUGAAAGCUCACUUGGUAUUUCAUUGGUGUUUAUAUAAUAAAAACAAGUUAAUUCUUUUUUCUUUUUUCUUUUUGUAGUCAAUAAGCUCCUUCCAUCUACAUUACACUCUGUUUUAAGAUUCCAGUCCAAAAAGACACCCUAUUCAAGAUACUAAAUAGAGAAAUUGUAGACACCAUUGAAGAGUCAGUUCCCCAAAGACCAGACCCUGUGAAUGAGUUUGUCUUCAAAAGGAUCAGAGCUUGAAACCCUCAGACUUCCCUUCACUCUUUGAGCCCCAAUAUCCACAUACAAAUUCUCAAGACUGAUUACCAUACAUUUCCUUAAUGAAUUAGUUGGGAGAAUUUGUUUGAAGAUCAAAGCAUUUUCUAUGAAGUGAUUGCUUUACAUAUUCUCACAUCAUUUUCUCUUGAUAAUGUAUUGAUAUCUUUAGGAGAAAAUUGAUUUUCAUUACUCUUGGGACUUAAGGGGUUAAUAAAUUGCUUCUCCCUCCCACCUUCAAUGUGUCUCAUUAGGAUACAGAAACGGAUGAGUUAAAGUUUUUACCUUUUUUUUUCUCCCUCUGAAACCAGCUCCUGUAGCAACAUUUGGACAGAGCACCUCAAGGUCUCUUUAUACCAAACCUUUGCUUGGUGUGGAACAUAGGUAAGAUUUUUUAUUUUGUUUGCAAUUACGGUAUUGAAAGGAUGUGCAUGCAAUAAGGCCCUUAGUGACCAUUUAACUUUUGUCAAAUUCUCCUUUUGCUUUACAACAACAUAAUUUAAGGUAAUAGAUCCUAUUAGAUUGUUUGAAAAUUAUUAAAAUGAAAUAUGUGUCUGUGGUAAUUCUUCUAUAUUGCAUUUUUUUAUUGCGGGUAUAAAUUUUUCACAUUACUGUAUAAAGAAUUUUCUUCAUUUUGAUGUUUGGAAUAUAAACCAUAUUCACUCAAAUAAGCACCUUCCCCGAUCAAGCACCACCCCCAAUUAAGCCCAUGGCCCCGAUACAAGCUUGAUUCUAUGCUACCCUCAAAUAAGUGUUGCCCUCAUAUAAGUGCCAAAUUUGAGGCGUGAAAAUUUUUAAGUGCCACAAUGCUUAUUCAUGUAAUUACGGUAUAAGAUGUUAUGAAAUUAUUGAUAUUUGUUUCAACCAGGCACUUGAAUGCAGAGAAUGAGAUGAAAAAGAGAUUUGGAUCUCAUGUUGUUCGUGCAGAAAACAGGUUUGUUUAUUACUGAAAGGGUAGUUUUGUUUUGGAUUGCUUUGUUUUAUUAUAUUAUUUUACCGCUAGUGAUACAUAUUUUUAUUUUAAUCUAAGAUGCUUCAGAUGUUUCCAUUCCCUUUCUUCCUUGAACAACAUUAAUUUUAUUACAUAAAUUCUGGAUAUGCUUCUUGUAGGCACAGACGAGCACAUCAUCGAGUUUACCAUCACUCCUCAAGGUUUGUUUCUUCACAUUCAUUGAAUGAACUUAGCAAUGUGUAGGUAUAAAUAUAAGGAAUAGCAAGUAUUUGUCUUUGAAAAGUGCAAAACUGAGAGUCUUUAAAACUUUUUAAAAAUUACUUUGAACCAAAAAAGCUGAGACUUUGAUACAUAAAAAACUUGUUAAAACAUAGCUGUUAACAAAACCUGGAUCAGGCCAGAUGAGAUUAUAACACAAACACCUACCACCCUUUUCUAAUGUUCAUAAUAGUCUCACUUUGAAGUUGCUGAAAUUUCAGUCACUGUCAACAACAGUUCAAUUCAGGACCAUUUUAGACUGCACUAGAUGAUUACUUUCACUUUCUUUUGUCAACGUGACACUUGUAUAUUUUUAUAUCCACAGACUAGUGACACCUAAACCAACAUGGCCUCGUAUGGGAGCAACAGGUCAGUUUUUAAUCUUCUGAGUAACAUGUGGGGUUAAAUGUUGAAAUGUCACAAACAAAUUUCUCCAAUAUCUGGGCAAUUCUGAUAGAGAGGCAAAAUAGGCCGGUUGGUAAGUUAAAUUUCUUGAUGGUUAAUCUGUACCAAUCCUGUUGCUGGUCAAGGUAAUUUUACACCACACUUUUCAUACAUUGCAGACUUCUGUUUUCCCAGUGUUGUACUUUUAGUAGUCAUCCAUUAUUAAUUACAUAUCUUUACACGACAAAACAAUUUCUUGGUUGUUGUCUCAUCCAUGAGAAAAAAAUUACAAGCUGUGUGAUGACAGUUUCAUGUACCAUAUAUGGUCUCAGAAGGGUUAUGAACUCUGAUCUGUGGAGCCAAUCAGAUUGCAGAAAAAUCCAGUAACCAUAGUCCAAUUAUUUUAAAUAAAGCUGUUAUUUAUUCAAUUCGCUUGUAAUGGUUUGCUUUGUAGGGAUAAGUAUGAAUAUUAGCGAUAGCAAACAUGGGUAAGUUUUUAUAAAAUAAUGUAAUGUACUGAACCUUCAUUAAAUGUGAACGUAAAAUUCUAAUCCACGAAUAUGCUACAAAACUUAUCAAUCCCGAAAAUUCCCCCCUUCCACAUGAAAUUCGUACUUUGGUGCAGGACUGCAAAGCUUGGAAGCACAUAGAGGUCGACUGUGGCACCACAGGGAACCCCCAUGAGCUCCUCAGCAGAGGAGAGAGAUUGACAUUUUUGUGUACUACCGUUCAUACAGACUCCCACAUAUAACUGGUGACCCUGUGAGCAAACCCUCCUUUCAGGUUCUUCUUGACUGAAGAGGAGACAAGGAGGUUCUGCCUGAAUAGUGUCAAGCCUUUGAAGUUACCGCAGCCUGAAAUUCUGGACUAGUCAGUCUUGUUUUUUCUCGUCGAACUGUUUUUUUGAGUGCAAGCAUCUGUUUAUUUAUAAACCAUUGGUUAUAACUGAGCCCACUGUACCAAGCCCAUGACUAUUAGGCCUGGGUUUGAAACUGUAUCCUCGCAACAUGUAGUGCAUGCUCAACAAAGAUCUUACUCGAUUCAUAAAGAAUCUUUUUCAAAAAAGCCACAUUUGAGCAAGUGAAAGGAAUUAGGAUCUGCGGGCAGGGUGGUAACUGGAAAAGUAGAGAAAAAAAUAUUGGUGUAAUUUACCAACUGUCCCAGCCCCUUUUGUUUAAAAAUAAUUUUAAUUUACUGGUUAAUAAAAAUCUUCAGGGUCAAUGUGCUAACUUUUUUCCUUCAAAUAAAGUCAAGUACAUGUAGAUGACCAACAACAAGGACAAAAUAAUUCCAGGCAAAUAAGCAGAAAAUUAGGGAGAGAAGUGAAACAAACAAGGUCCUUAUUCUGGUGUUUCUUUUUCCCUUUACCCUUUAAGCCCUAACAAUGAUCAGUAUCAAAUUUCUCCUUGUAAUAUCACUGCUUCAUAAAACACAGUGGUCAUGAGAAUUAAGGACAUGAUCACACAACAUGAAUCUAAUAUUGAUACUUCAACAAAUUCUCCCCACUACUUCUAUUGGAAACAUGCAUGGAUAACAAUUGAGAAUUUGAAUUUUGAUGUUAGGGUUUAAAGGGUUAAUAGAGUUCAUUAUUUUGAUUCAUGCACACUUGUCGAAAAGGAAAUCAAAAUUUAUACACCAAACAUCUUUGUUGUAAUAAUAUUGAUUUUCCCCAUUUUAUCAGCUUAACUGUUGUUGUUGCUUUUCGGUAUAUCUUCGCUGUAUGUAAACGUUUCUCUUAAAGUACAGUUGCAUGUACUUGAAUUUAAACAUGCUCCUUCUUACAAUCGCCUUUCCUGCCUUUUCUUUUUACACUUAUCUAGGUACACCUAUUUUGAAUUUGAGCAUUCUCCUUCCUACCAAGAAGUCCAGUUUCUGUUUCUUGAUGCUGUGGAAUCUCUAAACCCCAACAACAUAUCCGUGAGUGAUGAAAUCCUCAGUCAGUUCUUUCUUUCAGUGCUUUUGUAACUUUACUAAAUGAUUGGAAUUAGAUGGAAGCUACAACCCUGGUCAAAAUAUCUUGGGACAUUUGAGAAAAUUAAGCACAAAGAUUCACUAUUGUGAAUGAACUCAUAUUCUACCUCUUAUAAGAACUUGGGAGUGUUGUUAUGGGGGUUAUUUCUGCUCCCCUUUCCCCUUAAAAAUGUUGACUGUCAACACUGCACCAGGGGGAGAGGGUAGGGAAAAUGCAUCAUUUUGUUGAGCUAUGGUGUUUGUGUUCCAAGAGUUUUGACCAGGGUUGUUGGUUGUUAUACUUGACAUUCGACAUGCAUCUUCUCUACUUUUGGGGUCAUAAUCAGCGUAUUAUGUCAAAUGCAUCCUUUGUAUAACCAGGCGGUGAUUCAUCUGAAAGAUGGAAAAUGUUGAGCUUAUUGAAUGAAUGAAUAAGAUUAUGUUGUAUUAAUUUUGUUAUCCCACAGAUGCGAAACAAAGAAAACAUUCAGGUCCUCUACAGCAAUGUUUGGACCACGACUGAAAAUCCUUGCACUCCCAAAAACAAUCCCUUUUUUUGAACUUUUAAAAAAGUUGGUAGGUGUAGGCUGAUUCAAUUAAUCAAUCAGUCAAUCAAUUUAUUGGUGUAAUAGCAUGGGAUAGGGUGCCCCGAGUAUCCGAGCCAGAGGCUCAUGUAUAAAACACAUGACAAAAAUAAUUAAUAAUAAUACAAUACAUGAAAAUAAUAAUAAUUAAGCAGGUUACAAAUAUGAAAGACAAUAAUAAAAAUUUCUAUAUCCCAGAAUGUAUAAAAUUAUGUGAGAAGUACUCAAGUAACACCCUUUUGCAUCCCACUUACUUAAUCAAAAACUAUGAAAAUCUCACUGGUAGAAUACAUUAUUGAUUAUAAUAUUAGAUAAGCUAAAAACCGUAAGAAUACAAUAAUUACAAAUUAGUAACUGGUCUAUGUUGUUGUUCUCUCACAGUGAUGGUUAUUGUUGUGAUGAUAUUUUGUUGCAGGCUAUCUUACACACUCAUCCUUACCAUGUGGAUUCCUUGCUGCAACUCAGUGAAAUCUGUAAAAUGGGUGAGGAUUUCCAAAUGGCUGCAGAACUUAUUGGUGGGUUUACAUUUAUAUAAUACUGUUUUGCCUUCACCUCUUCUGUGGUAAUGCAAUCAACCUCUGUUAAGUGACUUCCUAUUCAGUCAGGGUUUUUGGUAGCAUUUGGAGGUACCGGAUACAGAAGUUCAGCUGGCAGACUUGCGCUGUUCAUGCCACAGGCACAAAGUUUGAACUUCUAGGUGGAUUGGGGGGCAUGUUCCCCUGGGAAAUUUUUAAAAUUGUACUCUCUAAAAUGCAAUUUCCUGCAUUCCCUGGACUGGAAUUGGUUAACGGGGAAAGUCUUUUACGGCAUCAAAAAUUGCUCACAAAAAAUUAAAUAUUUGACUCAACAAUAAUAAUUAUAAUAGAUCAUUAUGGGUUUGCAGUUGUUUAUUUUUUAGUUGAUUCCAAAACAAUUUCCAAAUCGGAAGGCGUGUACAAAUCCCCAGUGACAGAUGGUUUACAGAUAGUAAUAAAAAUGUCCAGUUCAGUUGUUGCAUUGACUCAUCAAAAUGUUAAAUCAAACAAGAAAUGAUUUUCACACUUAAAAAAUACUUAUUUUAUGCUCAAACUACUAAACGUUACAUGUCAAACAACCAGACAUUGUGUCCAGCAUCCGGUCUGAAACGAAACCCCUGUUCAGUGACCUCUCUCUAUUUAGGGGCCAGGUACAAAAGUCCCUCUGGGCUAAAAUUGUCAGUAAAUCACUGUAAACAGCGUCUCUAUAAAGCAGCCAACUUUUUGAAGCAGCCACUCGUCUCUUUUCCAAGGGUCCCUGCUUUCAGUGUGGACACUCAAAGUGGGACACAGGGAAGAAGAUUGCCCACUCACAACGUUUUCUGCCAACAAAAGAUUCUCAAGUUUUUUGCAAACAGACCAAUAAAAAUAAAGAUUAAACUGUGCAAAUGAUGUGAACUUUAAACCAUUUGAACUUACUUGACCUCUCAGGAAACGGCCCUCAAAUUUAUUAAUGUUGUUGGUCCAUUUGCAAAACAACUUGGGAUUCUUUUGUUUUCAGAAAACGUUGAGAUUGGACAGUCUUUUUUCAAGUGUCCAGGUUUGAGUGUCUGCACCGCAAUAGAGUUUGAACUUCAAUAAUACUUACCCUGUAUAUUUAUAUAUCCAGGCGUUUCUUUAAGGUAGUACUCAAUAAAACUCAAAGGUAACAGCAACUUUUUUCAUUGCCAAGAACCGUAUAAUAAAGAUGAAGUAAACAUCAGGUUUGGCAUUGUGAGCGUACCUUAUUGUCUCCUGAUUUAUAUUAUAUUAUAAUUUUUUUAUUUCAGAAAGAGCCCUGUAUUGUCUUGAAAGAAGUUUUCACACUGUGUUUAGUCUUACACAGGACUACACAAGACUUGACUACAGGAAGGCAGAAAACAGGUGACAUAUUAAAUAACCUUUUUGUUUUAAUAAUUAGAUAAAGGAAGUAAAUAAGUGUAGGUUAGUUUCAAAUAAUCAAAAUCCAUACCCAGUACUUGGCUCCAGAGCUGAUGGAAGGAAAAGAAAUAAAAUGAAGAUUUUAUUCAUCCUUAAAACUCAAUUCCAUUUUUUAGUUCUAUGUAAGCCCAUUAUAAUGACGACAAGUUUCUAGUACCUUGCCACUAUUAUUUAGGCUUCAAAUGUAAAAAUUACUGAAAUAUAAUGUUAGACAAUACUGCAGUGCUAAAACCUGUUCAUCUUUCUUUAAUUAUUUGCCACCAGCAAGAUCUCAUGUAUCAAGUUUUUUUUUAGGUCCUUCUUUAUUGCUCUGUUUCGUCAAAUCAUCUUUGUUGGGCAAAAAGGUAAUAAUUACCUUAUUAAAGCGCUUUGUUACCGUGAAGUCUGCCUUGUCAUGCCUUACAAGUUGACGUCAUUCUUUUUUCUCAUUUUAGGCUGCUACAGAACAUCUUUGGAGUUGUGCAAGCUUCUGCUGAGGUGAAAGUUUUUUACAAAGUGAAAAUACUAGGCCAACUGCUAUUUUAACAAAUGAAUUACACAUUUCUUGUAAUAAAAAACUGAAAGUGUGUAAUGCCAGCAGUCUUCAUCUUUCUGAGUGUUGUAUACUUAAAUGUUUCAUUUGAGGUCUCAACUCCGUUUAUUUAAUGCUUUAGGUCCCAUGACUGACCAAUAUCAAUUUUCUCCUAACAACAUCAGCAGAUCAUCAAGAGUAAAGGUCAUGAGAAUUACUAAAUUGAUUACCAAAAGGAGAAUGCUUUGAUAUUAAACCAAAUUCUCUCAACUAUUCUUAAAAGAAAUGUAUGGAGAUAAGUCUGGAGAAUUUGUAUGUGGAUCUUGGUGCAUAAAGGGUUAAACCUCUGGAAAUACCAAAGUGUACAUGUAACUCUACUUGUUCCUUAAAAACAAAUUUUAGAGUUGCAAUGAUGCUGCCAUUUCUCAGAAGUUCCAAUUACCCUCAUUGAUGUUGUUGGUUUCUUGAAAUCUCAUAAAUCUAACAUACCACUUAACUUUUGUGGGGCUUGGUCUGUAAAAACACUUAAAAGUUUACACUCUCUUUCUAGAUCUUAAUGUUGCAACUGUUAGUUUAAUGUGGUUACCUUUUUUUUCUUUCAGCCUGGAACCAGAAGAAGACCCCCUUGGAGUUUUACUUAUGAUUGAUUUUUAUGCCUUAAGAUCUGAGCAGUUUAGUUUCCUCAUCAGACUCUUUGAAGAGUGGGAGGUAUAAAUUAUUGGUGUAAUUUACCAACUGUCCCAGCCCCUUUUGUUUAAAAAUAAUUUUAAUUUACUGGUUAAUAAAAAUCUUCAGGGUCAAUGUGCUAACUUUUUUCCUUCAAAUAAAGUCAAGUACAUGUAGAUGACCAACAACAAGGACAAAAUAAUUCCAGGCAAAUAAGCAGAAAAUUAGGGAGAGAAGUGAAACAAACAAGGUCCUUAUUCUGGUGUUUCUUUUUCCCUUUACCCUUUAAGCCCUAACAAUGAUCAGUAUCAAAUUUCUCCUUGUAAUAUCACUGCUUCAUAAAACACAGUGGUCAUGAGAAUUAAGGACAUGAUCACACAACAUGAAUCUAAUAUUGAUACUUCAACAAAUUCUCCCCACUACUUCUAUUGGAAACAUGCAUGGAUAACAAUUGAGAAUUUGAAUUUUGAUGUUAGGGUUUAAAGGGUUAAUAGAGUUCAUUAUUUUGAUUCAUGCACACUUGUCGAAAAGGAAAUCAAAAUUUAUACACCAAACAUCUUUGUUGUAAUAAUAUUGAUUUUCCCCAUUUUAUCAGCUUAACUGUUGUUGUUGCUUUUCGGUAUAUCUUCGCUGUAUGUAAACGUUUCUCUUAAAGUACAGUUGCAUGUACUUGAAUUUAAACAUGCUCCUUCUUACAAUCGCCUUUCCUGCCUUUUCUUUUUACACUUAUCUAGGUACACCUAUUUUGAAUUUGAGCAUUCUCCUUCCUACCAAGAAGUCCAGUUUCUGUUUCUUGAUGCUGUGGAAUCUCUAAACCCCAACAACAUAUCCGUGAGUGAUGAAAUCCUCAGUCAGUUCUUUCUUUCAGUGCUUUUGUAACUUUACUAAAUGAUUGGAAUUAGAUGGAAGCUACAACCCUGGUCAAAAUAUCUUGGGACAUUUGAGAAAAUUAAGCACAAAGAUUCACUAUUGUGAAUGAACUCAUAUUCUACCUCUUAUAAGAACUUGGGAGUGUUGUUAUGGGGGUUAUUUCUGCUCCCCUUUCCCCUUAAAAAUGUUGACUGUCAACACUGCACCAGGGGGAGAGGGUAGGGAAAAUGCAUCAUUUUGUUGAGCUAUGGUGUUUGUGUUCCAAGAGUUUUGACCAGGGUUGUUGGUUGUUAUACUUGACAUUCGACAUGCAUCUUCUCUACUUUUGGGGUCAUAAUCAGCGUAUUAUGUCAAAUGCAUCCUUUGUAUAACCAGGCGGUGAUUCAUCUGAAAGAUGGAAAAUGUUGAGCUUAUUGAAUGAAUGAAUAAGAUUAUGUUGUAUUAAUUUUGUUAUCCCACAGAUGCGAAACAAAGAAAACAUUCAGGUCCUCUACAGCAAUGUUUGGACCACGACUGAAAAUCCUUGCACUCCCAAAAACAAUCCCUUUUUUUGAACUUUUAAAAAAGUUGGUAGGUGUAGGCUGAUUCAAUUAAUCAAUCAGUCAAUCAAUUUAUUGGUGUAAUAGCAUGGGAUAGGGUGCCCCGAGUAUCCGAGCCAGAGGCUCAUGUAUAAAACACAUGACAAAAAUAAUUAAUAAUAAUACAAUACAUGAAAAUAAUAAUAAUUAAGCAGGUUACAAAUAUGAAAGACAAUAAUAAAAAUUUCUAUAUCCCAGAAUGUAUAAAAUUAUGUGAGAAGUACUCAAGUAACACCCUUUUGCAUCCCACUUACUUAAUCAAAAACUAUGAAAAUCUCACUGGUAGAAUACAUUAUUGAUUAUAAUAUUAGAUAAGCUAAAAACCGUAAGAAUACAAUAAUUACAAAUUAGUAACUGGUCUAUGUUGUUCUUCUCUCACAGUGAUGGUUAUUGUUGUGAUGAUAUUUUGUUGCAGGAUAUCUUACACACUCAUCCUUACCAUGUGGAUUCCUUGCUGCAACUCAGUGAAAUCUGUAAAAUGGGUGAGGAUUUCCAAAUGGCUGCAGAACUUAUUGGUGGGUUUACAUUUAUAUAAUAAUGUUUUGCCUUCACCUCUUCUGUGGUAAUGCAAUCAACCUCUGUUAAGUGACUUCCUAUUCAGUCAGGGUUUUUGGUAGCAUUUGGAGGUACCGGAUACAGAAGUUCAGCUGGCAGACUUGCGCUGUUCAUGCCACAGGCACGAAGUUUGAACUUCUAGGUGGAUUGGGGGGCAUGUUCCCCUGGGAACUUUUUAAAAUUGUACUCUCUAAAAUGCAAUUUCCUGCAUUCCCUGGACUGGAAUUGGUUAACGGGGAAAGUCUUUUACGGCAUCAAAAAUUGCUCACAAAAAAUUAAAUAUUUGACUGAACAAUAAUAAUUAUAAUAGAUCAUUAUGGGUUUGCAGUUGUUUAUUUUUUAGUUGAUUCCAAAACAAUUUCCAAAUCGGAAGGCGUGUACAAAUCCCCAGUGACAGAUGGUUUACAGAUAGUAAUAAAAAUGUCCAGUUCAGUUGUUGCAUUGACUCAUCAAAAUGUUAAAUCAAACAAGAAAUGAUUUUCACACUUAAAAAAUACUUAUUUUAUGCUCAAACUACUAAACGUUACAUGUCAAACAACCAGACAUUGUGUCCAGCAUCCGGUCUGAAACAAAACCCCUGUUCAGUGACCUCUCUCUAUUUAGGGGCCAGGUACAAAAGUCCCUCUGGGCUAAAAUUGUCAGUAAAUCACUGUAAACAGCGUCUCUAUAAAGCAACCAACUUUUUGAAGCAGCCACUCGUCUCUUUUCCAAGGGUCCCUGCUUUCAGUGUGGACACUCAAAGUGGGACACAGGGAAGAAGAUUGCCCGCUCACAACGUUUUCUGACAACAAAAGAUUCUCAAGUUUUUUGCAAACAGACCAAUAAAAAUAAAGAUUAAACUGUGCAACUGAUGUGAACCAUUUGAACUUACUUGACCUCUCAGGAAACGGCCCUCAAAUUUAUUAAUGUUGUUGGUCCAUUUGCAAAACAACUUGGGAUUCUUUUGUUUUCAGAAAACGUUGAGAUUGGACAGUCUUUUUUCAACUGUCCAGAUUUGAGUGUCUGCAUGGCAAUAGAGUUUGAACUUCAAUAAUACUUACCCUGUAUAUUUAUAUACCCAGGAGUUUCUUUAAGGUAGUACUCAAUAAAACUCAAAGGUAACAGCAACUUUUUUCAUUGCCAAGAACCGUAUAAUAAAGAUGAAGUAAACAUCAGGUUUGGCAUUGUGAGCGUACCUUAUUGUCUCCUGAUUUAUAUUAUAUUAUUAUUUUUUUAUUUCAGAAAGAGCCCUGUAUUGUCUUGAAAGAAGUUUUCACACUGUGUUUAGUCUUACACAGGACUACACAAGACUUGACUACAGGAAGGCAGAAAACAGGUGACAUAUUAAAUAACCUUUUUGUUUUAAUAAUUAGAUAAAGGAAGUAAAUAAGUGUAGGUUAGUUUCAAAUAAUCAAAAUCCAUACCCAGUACUUGGCUCCAAAGCUGAUGGAAGGAAAAGAAAUGAAAUGAAGAUUUUAUUCAUCCUUGAAAGCCAAUUCCAUUUUUUGUUUCUAUGUAAGCCCAUUAUAAUGACAACAAUUUUCUAGUACCUUGCCACUAUUAUUCAGGCUUCAAAUGUACAAAUUACUGAAAUGUAAUUUUAGACAAUACUGCAGUGCUAAAACCUGUUCAUCUUUCUUUAAUAAUUUGCCACCAGCAAGAUCUCAUGUAUCAAGUUUUUUUUUUAGGUCCUUCUUUAUUGCUCUGUUUCGUCAAAUCAUCUUUGUUGGGCAAAAAGGUAAUUAAAGCACUUUGUUACCAUAAAGUCUGCCUUGUCAUGCCUUACAAGUUGACGUCAUUCUUUUUUUCUCAUUUUAGGCUGCUACAGAACAUCUUUGGAGUUGUGCAAGCUUCUGCUGAGGUGAAAGUGUUUUACAAAGUGAAAAUACUAGGCCAACUGCUAUUUUAACAAAUGAAUUACACAUUUCUUGUAAUAAAAAACUGAAAGUGUGUAAUGCCAGCAGUCUUCAUCUUUCUGAGUGUUGUAUACUUAAAUGUUUCAUUUGAGGUCUCAACUCCGUUUAUUUAAUGCUUUAGGUCCCAUGACUGACCAAUAUCAAUUUUCUCCUAACAACAUCAGCAGAUCAUCAAGAGUAAAGGUCAUGAGAAUUACUAAAUUGAUUACCAAAAGGAGAAUGCUUUGAUAUUAAACCAAAUUCUCUCAACUAUUCUUAAAAGAAAUGUAUGGAGAUAAGUCUGGAGAAUUUGUAUGUGGAUCUUGGUGCAUAAAGGGUUAAACCUCUGGAAAUACCAAAGUGUACAUGUAACUCUACUUGUUCCUUAAAAACAAAUUUUAGAGUUGCAAUGAUGCUGCCAUUUCUCAGAAGUUCCAAUUACCCUCAUUGAUGUUGUUGGUUUCUUGAAAUCUCAUAAAUCUAACAUACCACUUAACUUUUGUGGGGCUUGGUCUGUAAAAACACUUAAAAGUUUACACUCUCUUUCUAGAUCUUAAUGUUGCAACUGUUAGUUUAAUGUGGUUACCUUUUUUUUCUUUCAGCCUGGAACCAGAAGAAGACCCCCUUGGAGUUUUACUUAUGAUUGAUUUUUAUGCCUUAAGAUCUGAGCAGUUUAGUUUCCUCAUCAGACUCUUUGAAGAGUGGGAGGUAUAAAUAUCUGACUUUGUUCAACAGUCCUUGUUUAUUCUCUUUUAAAUACAGCAAAGUAACUUAAUUAUAGAAUUUCUUUUCUUGCUUUUAGUCUCACAGAAACUUGUCUCAGCUUCCAAAUUUUGCCUUCUCUGUGGCUCUUGCUUACUUCCAUGCCAGCAAACAAACUACUGAAACACAAAAAGCAGAUGAAAUGGUAAGUUCCUUGCGGUUAUAGUGUUUUUCAUUGUGCACAUGUAAUAGUUUUUGUUUUUAUUAUUAGUUUUGCGCAGAAUCACUUCCACACUCCUAGACUUUCUAAAAGUCCUUUUUUGUUGUGAGUAAUUCUACCAAUCUCCAAGUAAAACAUUUCCAAACCACUGUUAUCUUCUCUUGAGCCUUGCCCCUUUCCAUAUAAAUUUUAGCAGUUGGCUGCCAUCCAGGUCAUUCUAACAAUGAUCUUGAAGAUGGUCAAUGGUCCUCUCUGCCGUUCUCAGAAUUUAACCUUCCUAUCUUUUUCCCCUGUGCUUAACUGCAUUGGAUCCAGGACAACUCGCCGCCAAAUCCUUAGAAAAUUAGCCCCCAAUUUCUCAACGAUUAGCCCUUAGUUAUUAGAAAACAAAAAGGAAAAGGAGGAAGAAAAACUCGGGGGCAGGAGCUAAUCUACUUGAAAUUGGGGGCUCAUAGUCUGGGGCGUGACACCCGGGGGCCGAGUUGUCUGAUGUCGUAGGCUUACACUAGAUUACAAAGGUGCUCACGCUUACGUAUAUUAUCUUUUAUUCACAUUGCAGCUUCAGACAGCUUUAAUUAUGUUUCCAUCGGUAAGUGGUAGCACUUUUCGUGACAUAUUGUCUAAACCAUUAAACUAACUACCGGAAUAAUCCAGUCUCAAGUUUUCUUCAAAAACCAGGCCAAUCAUCCAUGUUUUUUUUUCUUUUUAUUCGAAUACGGUAUUACGGUAUUUUUUUUAAUCCAAUACUGAAUACCGAUUCCCCACUUUAUGAUCCAGAGACUUUUUAAGGGGAAUGGGUACAAGAUUUCGGCGCAACGAUCUCUGGGAUCGUUUUGGUGGCCAAAUGUUACUUGUGAUUGGUCAAUGGUUGCCUUGAUUACAAUCGACCAAUCAUAACUAAUGCUUUCCCACCCAAGCCUUCCCAGAAAUCACUGUACUCAAAGCUUGUACCCAUUCUCCCUUCAGCUUCUAAAGUGGGGAAUAAAAAUUCCAACCUGGUAAAGUACCAGCUGAAUAAUAGAAUGAUAGAAGGUUUGUUAGUUUGUACUAACAAUGCGUUGAAUUUUGUAGGUUUUAUCUUCCCUUAUGGACAAAUGCAAUGUUGCGUUGGAUUCCUCGCUAAUCAAUCAUCAAUUCUUUUCUCCCGCGUCAUUCAACAGGUAGAGUAAAUCGCCCAAAUUUUCUAAUUUUAAUAUUCCACAAAAAAUAUUCCGCGAAAAAAACAUCCAACUUGUUUUGCAACAUUGUAGCAAAACGAGUUAAAAAGCUAUGUUACCCAUUUCAUCACCCACGAAUCAAACCUCUCUUGCAGCAAAUCAGGUUGUUGCAGGUUACGUGAAUUCUCGAAUUACGCGGGAGUCACGCCAUACGCGUAGACUGCGAGCAGUCUCUCUUUUUCAUCAGAUCUUGUAAGGGGAGUGCACUCGCGCGCGAGUGGCGAAGCCGCGAGACGCGCGAAACGAGGGCGGCAGCCUCUCCCAUCUCCCGCUAUCAGUCCCGGGCGUGGCCAUGUGCGUGUCUCGCGUUUUGCUCGACGGACGACAGAAAAAAUAGAGACUGUUCGUAGUCUACCACAUACGGGAUUUACGUCACUGGCUACAAAACAAGUUUUCCUAGGGCCGGUAAAACCCGAAACAUGUGCAGAUUUUGUUGCACUAAGUAGAACUACCCUCUACUUUCUGCAAACUGCAACAACCUGAUUUGUUGCAAGACAGCUCUGAUUCGUGGGAGGUAAAACGCGCAACAUCGCUAUUCAACUCGUUUUGCAGAAAUUUUGCAAAACAAGGUGCACGAUUUUGUAGCCUCCCACGCAGACGUUCUCAGGGGUUCGUCACGCGUUCCUGGCCUAUUUACCGUACCUUCACUAGUUUUUAAUGUUGUUGUUGUUGUUGUUUGUUUUUUUCAUGUUGACCUAUAGUGACCCUCUUGCUCUAAAGCAACUGGAAGGUUUGUACAUUGGUAGAACUUACCAUGUUUGGAAGGAACCAGAGGUGAGAGACAAUGACAAAAAUUGCUUGAACGUCUUUGUCAAAAAAUAAGUCACUUUUUCAAUUUUAACUUGCUCUAUAAUUUUCCCAAGACUUUUUAGUUUGUAAAAUUCGUAAACGCCAGACGUAUUUUUUAAAAUAUAAAUUUUCGCUAUCAGCUUUUUUCAGAAGUAUAUUGCCUUGAACGGGUAACAACUUGCUUUUUAUCUAUUAUCACAGAAAAACGCAGAGUGUAAAUCUAAACCUCUACGAAGCUUAGGUUUACUUUGUAUUGCUUUUUGCAUGUCUUGACUGUGACUCGUCUAGUUGAAUUUAGUUUUGAGUAAAACUUUCGUACUAACAGUUUAGUGGAAGUUGAUAAUCAAGUUUUGGUAUUUUUCACACGACUUCAGCCCUGAUCACUACUGGUCAAUCAAGCACCUACUAACAAAUAAUUUUGUCCUGUUUCAUUUCAGGUUAUUGAUUGGCUUGCGGUGAAUGUCAGAGUAGUUUUAGAAAGAGUCCAGGCCCAGGAUCCUUUGGUGCAAGAAUGUAAACAAAAGUAAGUGCAGCUUUUUAGAGCGGUUUUCAUUUGAGUGUCGAAAAGUAAUUGGUUUUGCACUUUCUACACGAUGCGAUUGGCUUAAAAGAUUCGCGCCACCUUUUCAUCCAAUCAGAAGUAUGUUCAACAGUCCUUGUUUAUUCUCUUUUAAAUACAGCAAAGUAACUUAAUUAUAGAAUUUCUUUUCUUGCUUUUAGUCUCACAGAAACUUGUCUCAGCUUCCAAAUUUUGCCUUCUCUGUGGCUCUUGCCUACUUCCAUGCCAGCAAACAAACUACUGAAACACAAAAAGCAGAUGAAAUGGUAAGUUCCUUUCGGUUAUAGUGUAUUUCAAUGUGCACAUGUAAUAGUUUUUGUUUUUAUUAUUAGUUUUGAACAGAAUCACUUCCACACUCCUAGACUUUCUAAAAGUCCUUUUUUGUUGUGAGUAAUUCUACUAAGCUCCAAGUAAAACAUUUCCAAACCACUGUUAUCUUCUCUUGAGCCUUGCCCAUUUCCCAUAUAAAUUUUAGCAGUUUGCUGCCAUCCAGGUCAUUCUAACAAUGGUCCUGAUGAUAGUCGAUGGUCCUCUCUGCCAUUCUCAGAAUGUGCUUAACUACAUUGGAUCCAGGACAACUCGCCGCCCGGACAAUUCACCCUGUACAAUUGGCUACCAAAUCCUUUGAAAAUUAGCCCCCAAUUUCUCAACGAUUAGCCCUCAGUUAUUAGAAAGCAAAAAGUAAAAGGAGGAAGAAAAACUCGGGGGCAAAGGGCUAAUCAUCUUGAAAUUGGGGGUUAAUAGUCCGGGGCGUGAUGCCCAGGGGCCGAGUUGUCUGAUGUCGUAGGCUUACACUAGAUUACAAAGGUGCUCACGCUUACUUUAUGUUAUCUUUUAUUCACAUUGCAGCUUCAGACAGCUUUAAUUAUGUUUCCAUCGGUAAGUGGUAGCAAUUUCUUAGGAAAUAUUGUCUAAACCGUUAAAUUAACUACCAGAACAAUCCAGUCACCAGUUUUCUUUAAAAAGCAGGCUAAACGGUCAUGUUUUUUUUUUCUUUUCAUUCGAAUACGAUGUUUUUUAAACGAAAUGUAGUCGAAAUUCAAACCGUGAAAACUGCCACCACAUUGAGUGAACACUCUUAUUCUUCGGCCAUUUCAACUUCGGUAAAAAUAAAACACAAACUGCGGUAACAAACAUGAUGAAACAACGCAUGUUGCAAACAACUAAGAUUUCAAAGAUUUGACGUUUCGUAUGUAACAACAUACAUCUUCAGAAGUGACGGUUAAAAAGAUUACAGUAAAAUUUAAACAUCUCGAAAAAGACUGGAACCUGAUAAACAGGUAAAAGCGAUAACUAAUGACAACAAAUUUUGAUGACAGACUCAAUCAUGUUGAAGUCUGCACCAGCUAAAUAAUGGAAUGAUAGAAGGUUUGUUGGUUUGUACUAACAGUGCGUUGAACUUUGUAGGUUUUAUCUUCCCUUAUGGACAAAUGCAAUGUUGUGUUGGAUUCCUCGCUAAUCAAUCAUCAAUUCUUUUCUCCCGCGUCAUUCAACAGGUAGAGUAAAUCGCCCAAAUUUUCUAAUUUUAAUAUUCCACAAAACAUAUUCCGCGAAAAAAACAUCGAACUUGUUUUGCAACAUUGUUGCAAAACGAGUUAAAAACCUAUGUUGCUCAUUUCAUCACCCACGAAUCAAACCUCUCUUGCAACAAAUCAGGUUGUUGCAGGGUGCGUGAAUGCUAGAAUUACGCGGGAGUCACGCCAUACGCGUACACUGCGAGCAGUCUCUCUUUUUCUUCAGAUCUUGUAAGGGUAGUGCACUCGCGCGCGAGCGGCGAAGCCGCGAGACGCGCGAAACGAGGGCGGCAGCCUCUCCCAUCUUGCGCCAUCAGUCACGCGCGUGGCCAUGUGCGUAUCUCGUGUUUUGCUCGACGGACGACAGAAAAAAGAGAGACUGCUCGUAGUCUACCACACACGGGAUUUACGUCACUGGCUGCAAAACAAGUUUCCCUAAGGCCGAUAAAACGCGAAACAUGUGCAGAUUUUGUUGCACUAAGUAGAACUACCCUCUACUUUCUGUAACCUGCAACAACCUAAUUUGGUGCAAGACAGCUCUGAUUCUUGGGAGAUAAAACGCGCAACAUCGCUAUUCAACUCGUUUUGUAGAAAUUUUGCAAAACAAGGUGCACGAUUUUGUAGCUUCCCACGCAGUCGUUCUUAGGGGUUCGUCACGUGUUCCUGGCCUAUUUACCGUACCUUCACUAGAUUUUAAUGUUGUUGUUGUUGUUGUUUGUUUUUUUUCAUGUUGACCUAUAGUGACCCUCUUGCUCUAAAGCAACUGGAAGGUUUGUACAUUGGUAGAACUUACCAUGUUUGGAAGGAACCAGAGGUGAGAGACAAUGACAAUAAUUGCUUGAACGCCUUUGUCAAAAAAUAAGUCACUUUUUCAAUUUUAACGUGCUCUAUAAUUUUCCCAAGACUUGUUAGUUCGUAAAAUUCGCAAACGCCAGACGUAUUUUUUAAAAUUUUCGCUAUCAGCUUUUUUUCAGAAGUAUAUUACCUUGAACGGGUAACAACUGGCUUUUUAUGUAUUAUCACAGUAAAACGCAGAGUGUAAAUCUAAACCUCUACGAAGCUAAGGUUUACUUUGUAUUGCUUUCAGUUGCAUGUCUUGACUGUGACUGUAGUUUAAUUUAGUUUUGAGUAAAACUUUCGUACUAACAGUUUAGUGGAAAUUGAUAAUCAAGUUUCGGUAUUUUUCAAACGACUUCAGCCCCGAUCACCACUGCUCAAUCAAGCACCUUCUAACAAAUAAUUUUGUCCUGUUUCAUUUUAGGUUAUUGAUUGGCUUGCGGUGAAUGUCAGAGUAGUUUUAGAAAGAGUCCAGGCCCAGGAUCCUUUGGUGCAAGAAUGUAAACAAAAGUAAGUGCAGCUUUUUAGUUUCUUGUACUUGUGUAAACCUUUAACACUAACUUGAACCAUCAACCUGCAGAGGAUAACACUAUUCAUAUUAGCUAUAAGGGUAUGUGUUGUUGUAAGAAGCAUGUGCGUCGUUUACCCAGGCUGAGAAAACAGCCUGCAUUUGGCGACGCCAUCACUGGUUUCCCCGCAAAAUGACGUCCAAGGAACGAGCGCAGAAAUUCCAGACUGAUGACGCGUCACUAACCAGGUCUGGGUAGUGUCUCUGAUUGGUCGUACCGCGAGGGAAAUUUGCUCUAACCAAUCAGAAGUACUUCUCAUAUCUGAGCAGUGACACGUGACUAGUAUGGAAUUUCUGCGCUUGUUUCUCAGACGUCAUUUCGCGGCGAUACCAGUGGUGGUAACCAUUACUUACUGUAUUGACUUGGUCCAUAGCUCACAUCAUCCCCGUAAAGGGUAUAGUUCUCAACCCUUCAAGUCUCUGUCAGGAAAUAAAAUCAGGUUAUUUUUGUGUAAAAUAGGGUAUUAUUAACGCGGAAACUCAUCAGGGAGUGAUAAAAUCAUAUUCAAACUGUAGAUAAGAAAUAUCGUACACAUUUAGUGCACAUACGUAUCAACAUUUGUUGUCGCUAAAACUGCCUUCAAACUACUUUUUUUCUCUAAAUUCUGCAAAUUAGGCAAACAGUAAAAAAGUUAAAACGGGAUAAAACUCUGAUGGAAAUGUGGUGGUGAAUUUUAAGCCUAGUGAAUACAUGAGAAAGAUGUUCGAUUCAGUCAGUGACUCAGGCGGCUCGGAAGAAAAAAAUCCAGAUACUUCCAACAGGAGUCGAACCUUUGACCUUCUGGCCUCGGUUGUUCAAAGGCUGGAUAGCGCUAUCUACCAGGACCCGGGUGUUCAAACGUUGGAUAGCGCUAUCCACCGGAUGAAUCACUAUCCAGUGGAUAAGUAUUGGGGAACUAAUUGCGUUAUCCACUGAACAGAUUUUUAUCCGGUGAAUAGCGCUAUCCAACGUUUGAACAAACAGGGCCAGAUAAAUCUCUGUCCAGUGGUUAGUGCAAUUAGUUUCCCCAACGCUUGAACAACCGGGGCCAUGGUUACUAGUCUCCAUAUACUGUUCAUCUGGAGAGCAAAGGUCACUAAACUACAAUCAUGGACAAAAGUCUUUGGACAAUUUUGCGUUUCUGGGGCGUUUUCCAAUUCACACAGGUCCAACCCCUCCCCUCACCCCACAAACAAUGUUGGACGCGUGCAUCCAGAAUUUUUUCCGAGUUUCAACUUUGUAUAGGGUGGGGAGAGGGAGAAGUGCAAGAAAAUUUCGAAAAGGAUGCACUGUUUUAAGAGGGAACCGAGAAAUGACAGAAAAAUAUGAAUAUAGCAGUACAGUCCCAAGGACUUUUGUCCAGGAUUGUAGGUUCGUUCAACCUACCCUAUUUUGUGGUUGAUUCUAUUCAUCUCUGUUUCUAGGCGACAAGUACGUUACAGGGGAACACCGAGAAAUGUUUACCGGCACAUUUUGAUGUCAGGUGAGUGUGCUUGUUGGAAUUAAAAAGCGAUUAUUUGUCUCAGUAAUCAAAUGGUUCCAUUAAUUUAUUUUGCAAAAAUUAACUCGAACUAUUUUUUUUUUUCAAAGACUAACAAAUUUCUAUUGCGCACCACGUGACAUAUUCGAUGAGGGAUAUCAAGUCGGAAAAAGGAUAUCGACUGAUAUCGGACAUCUGAUUAUGUGCCACAUGAUAUGCUUGUUAAGGGAUACCCUGUAAUACCCGAAAUGUGUUCACUUUUCAACCCCAUAUAACCGUAACGAAAUAAAAUGGCGUGUAACACUGUCAAGGGUUACAGGUCGUUUCGAUACAAGUUGAUCCAGUCGACGUGUAAAUAGUUUCACGUCCUUGGCGUGGUUGUAGUUGUACUUCUUGAGUUCGCACUGAAACGACUUGCAUCGAAACGACCGGUUUCCUCGUCAAGUUGCUGUGUGGUCAGUUGUAUAGUUGAUAACCUUCUGUCAGCGUGUUAAACUCCUUAGCUGGAGUAGGAUUCUCUCCCCGUCUCGCUAUAUUUAUACAAUUAACAAUUUCAACACUCUGAAGAUGAAUUUCGUUCAGGUUGUCGAAAACUCAGUGAUUGCCAACAACAACAGGUCAACGUCAUUUUCGACAGACUGCUAAAAGCCUUUUUCUUUUGUUGUAGAUAUUAAGGACGCCACAGCUUCUCUUCCCAUGGUAAGUUAUGUCACGUUGCUUUGUUUUGCUUUUGAGUGCCUUCAGGCCUUGCUGCUGUUCGUUCAUACGUACAGUUUGGUGGCCAGUUUUCUUACAAACAAGUGUCACACUUUGGAUUGUCAGUUGUGUAUUUUUAUAGCCAAGUUCUAAAAUUACGAAGUCCAGGGGUCGAUUUAAUUAAACUUUUACAAGUGUAAUUUACAAGUGUAGCUAUUAUUGUAGGGACUAAAAACAAAAGCUAUAAUUGUAAAUUACACUUGUGAAAGUUUUAUUAAAUUGAACCCAGGUUGUAUGAAUUUUGACUGUUGACGAUUUCUCCUCUUUAGAAUUUUAAACCUUCUCUGAACUUAAGUCUUAAAAGAAAGGCUUUGUUCUAAUUGGCCACUUCAGAAACGAGAUGGGAACUGGAGCCGAAAUGCGUCCCGCAAGUGUUUCUGGGAUCGUUACUGGGCAUGCGCCAGUCGCCGAUCAGCCAUUGGCCAAUUUUUUUCCCUGUCCCUAGGGACAGUCCCAGAGGUCUUUGCGAAAGUUAACUCGUUCAUACGUACAGUUUGGUGGCUCAAAAACGAGAUGGGAACUGGACAUGAAAUGCGUCCUGUAAUUGUUUCUGGGAUCGUUACUGAGCAUGCACAGGUCGCCGGUCAGCUAUUGGUCAAUUUUUUUCGCUGUCCCUAGUGACAGUCCCAGAGGUCUUUGCGAAACUUAACUCGUCCCAGAUUCCCUCUCGCUUCUAAAGUGGCAAAUGGCUCCGGUUACUUCGCCAUUAGGCUUUUCUGCUUUCUGUUGAUCCAAAACCAGGUCGUGCCAUAGAUCUUGCUUACUAUUGGAAGACAAGUUAGCUCUUAUUCUGAAAUAACUGCAAACAGAGCAAAUGUGUUGUCCAACUUUGCUCCCAGGUUCCUUUCUCCUCCUCUUUCAAGAAAGGAGCCUGGGAACUAGGUUGUUUAAUUGUCAUGGUAACUUGCCCUGUGUCUGGCCAUAGUUAAUAAAGUGGAAUGAUUAUGAAGCCCGUUAGAGUCCUUUGUUAUAUGUUUUUGUAAGCUGUUUUGGACCUGACCGUGUACAACGUUCAAUGUCAUUUUAAUAAGUCGCAAUUUCUGAACAAAACAACAAAGGAUCGUGCACGGUCAAGGAGCGUCCAUCAUAAACUACAGCUCCAUUGUUUUCGUCUUUGAUGUUUGCCGGCUUUUAUAACCAGUAGUCCUCUACUAACUAUGGUCUGGGCUUAUCAUCGUGGUAACUCGGCCCUGCUUUCAAAUACCAAUCGAACACCCCUAUCCGACUGAAGCGAAAGUUUUAUAUUAUCUGUAUUUCAGGACUUGGCGAAUGUUCCUCUUUUGUCGUAUGACCCUCUGCCACCUCGCGAGUCGUUUGCAGGGUAUAUGCGACCACGAAGGUAAGAGGAAGAUUUGGAUAUUUUCAUUUCGCCCAUGAAUGAGUGUCAGGCGGAUUUAGCAAAGUCAACGCAACUUUUAUUAAGGACUUAAACGUCUUAGCACGAGUCUAUGUAAAUUGCUUGUUACGGGUUAUUGGCUACAACUUCGUUCCCAUGGUUCUCCCUUACUCAGCCCUGUCUCUCGCUCCGUGAGCCGAUUAGGAGAGGACCCUGGGAACGAAGAUGUAUAGGCUUACGAUGAACUUGCUGAAAGCGAUUUCCGGUGUUCUGUUUGCCGUUCUGCCAUUGGUCAAUUGGUCAAUUGGUCAAGUCGGUUUUUAGAUCUGUCCGCGCCGUCGUCGUCUUUUCUAAGUCCGCCUUUUCCCAUCUUAAAAAGCGCGAGAUUUAACGAUUUUUUUAAAACUGUUCUUUCAGAAACCUACCUCGUGAAGAAGAACACGGCGGCGCUUUGUCUAUGUUUUUCCGUUCGCUUCUCCCUUCUUUUUACUCCCAGACUGCCGACGGACAACGCGAACGUUUAGAAAUGAGGCUUGAACAGCCCGUGGAAGGAGCAGAGGGAGGGCCCAGGCCUUUACGAGAUACAGAGUUCGCGCGGGGCGUGGAAAAUCUAAUGGUUGCUAUGAGAGAACUGCUUAAUACUCUAAGUUAUCGCGGACAGCCCGAGGGUGAACAGGGGGAUGAUGCUGGAGAAAAUGAAGAGGAAUGGGAAGAAGGACAAGAAAAUCACUAACAUCGUUUGUCAGUUUAUCUGACUUUGCAGUGGGAUUUCUGUGCCUUUCUUAAGGCCAGUGCCAGCCGAUUUCUUCCCAACGCGCAACACUGUACUUGAGAGAAAUUGGUAACCAGUGAACUAUCUCACCGUCGUCUCUUCUUAAGAAAGAGCAGGGGUACAAUCAAACCCACCUUCAAACUCCCAGUUGUCACGGACGGGAAUCUUACUCUCGAAGAAGAAAAUUGGCCUUAAAGAACGCUGUUAGAGACGCUUAGUUACAGCCUCGUUCCCAGUCGUCCUCGGCGUUUGCAAAUUUGACGUCACCUGUAUCGCGUCCGGUUCCAAGGCCCAAACCCCCCACCCCCCUCCCCCGCUCACUUGAAUAGCGCGAAAAGGCCUGGAGAGGAGACUGGUUUAGUUACUGUAGUUUUCAAUAAGUUAGGGAAAUGGAAGAGCUGUUCACUCCACACACAAAGCUCGUUUGAGAAAAUUACCUCGUUUUAACUUUGUAAAAAUUACGAAAUUGUCCGUUAUUGAAAGAAAGGUUCACAAUCAGAAUGAUUCUAAUCAAUAUAAGGCGAGUGUUAGGGUACAUUAUGGUAACAAGCUUUUUGGUGUGGCUCGCUCGUUUACACCUCUGCGCUGAUGCUCGCAUAAUAAUCAGGUUCGCUGCUCUAUUGUAAAUUAUAGGUCACUGAGAUACUUCCAUUUUAAAGGAUCUUUCCCUGAUCCUCGAGUAGCCUUCAUUGAUGAAUUAAAAAUUUUGUUAUUACUUAACAUGUUAUUAAGAGCGAAUUAUGAAGUUCUUGUGCUCGAAAAUCUCCACAUUAUCAGAAACAACUUUCGACUUGGGCAAAUGCACAGAGGAUUGUUUCGCCUGUUCUAGACAGUCAAUGGAUAGCCAAGUAAACUACGGAAUAACUACUACAUAGAUUUGCCGCGCGUGGGUUGCCCCUGGCGGCAGACAAUAUUUAAAAGAGUGAAAAGACAGGAAAGCGCUUUUCUAAAACCUGUUCAAGCCUGCCUGAACGAGAACUUUUAAAGAGAAGUAAAUGCCCAAAACAGAAAACGCACUUGACAAUACCAGGACUAUAACGUCAGCAUAAAUCUGCAAUCUACUGAGUUCGAGGUACUUUACCUUUAAAUGCACCAAUCAGGGAAUCCAAAACCCGGUAAAGAUCAUCAGAAAAGAUCCCAUAAGAGCUUCUAUGAGCGCGAAGUGUGGUAGCAAUAUAGCUAUCGCCAGUGUGAUGACUACCAACGAAACCCGAGUUAUAAUAUUACGUAUGGUAUUGGAAAUAUCAGAGGUUAUUUCUGAAAAAAAACAGUCGAUUCGUCGAGAGAUUCACAUACAGGUCUCAAGCAAAGUAUGAUUGAGAGUAAGCUGCUAAUAACGAGACUUAUAGAAGCGGUUAUGUUUAGCGGUCCAACAGGAAAAUUGUUAACAAUGGCUUCAUCUGUCUUGGAUUCAAAAGUCAAAAAUCCAAAGACUGCAAUAAUCACUUUAAU
Messenger RNA from Porites evermanni, 25467 nucleotides. NCBI's taxonomy places the organism in Eukaryota, Metazoa, Cnidaria, Anthozoa, Scleractinia, Poritidae. The record is from the annotation of a GenBank genome assembly.